Scylla paramamosain (green mud crab) is the source of this 5454-nucleotide messenger RNA. Its product is annotated as zinc finger protein 157-like. Gene Ontology annotation, cellular component: PcG protein complex; transcription regulator complex; chromatin. Gene Ontology annotation, molecular function: RNA polymerase II cis-regulatory region sequence-specific DNA binding; DNA-binding transcription factor activity, RNA polymerase II-specific. The transcript has 2 exons. The record is from RefSeq and is a predicted model, not a curated record. Bases 641 to 1570 code for a protein of 309 amino acids. NCBI's taxonomy places the organism in Eukaryota, Metazoa, Arthropoda, Malacostraca, Decapoda, Portunidae. Gene Ontology annotation, biological process: regulation of transcription by RNA polymerase II.
UAGCAAUAAGGAGUUUCGUCUUAAUUUCAUUGGGUCCUGCUGCUUUUUCAGUCUUUGUCUUUUUUAUCUGGUAUUCUAACUCAAUUUUACAAUCUUCCAUUGGUUUUAUAGUGUUACAGCAGGGGUAUGGGUGCGGGUGGCUGAACUGUUGCAGGUGGCAGCACUGGGAGUGGCGGGAAGAGAGAGACUGAAAGAAAGGAGACGCUUGGCCCGAGAGGAAGCCAGCGUGUGCCUGUCUGUUUGGAAGUGUUUCCCUGCCUGUUGAGUGUCUUGUUGAGUGCCUGUCGUGCCCUGGGAGACUUGUGGUGCCCCUGUGAACUUGUAAAGCAGUGUACUUGCAGAGGAUUUGUCAAUAAACCUAGGAAAUAGUGCCCGUGUUUUCCCCUGUGCCCCGGCCUCGUGUAUGUGUGUGUGUGUGCCUUGUCCUGGCGUUCAGUGUGACUUAUUUGAGGCCCCGCUGGUGUUGUUUCUCGACCCGUGCCCUUGUGGAUAACACGCCCGCCCGGAGUGAAGGGUGGGCGCAACAAUAUCAUCAGUGUUUAUCGUGAAUGCUGCAUCCACGUGUUGUCUUGACUGAUAUGGUGCCAGGCAGAGUCCAGGCUGCACGCCCUGCUCGCCGCCAACCAAUCUUGUUGUGUCCAUGGCGUGUGCUGGUGGGAGUGGUGUUGUGGUAGAGGCCGUGAGGCCGGGCAGCAGCAUGAGUGGCCAGCAGCAGCAGCAGCAGCAGCAGCAGCAGCAGCCAGCCUCAGGUGUGGGGAGGCGCAGGCAUGGUGGCAAGAAUCACCUGGAGGCAGGCAGCUUUGUCCACAGAGGAGAGAGCAAGUUUGAGUGCCAGCAGUGUGACAAAACUUUUGUAUCCAAACAAGGCCUUAAGUACCACACCCUGGCACACAGUGGUGUUAGAAAUUAUGAGUGUGGUGAGUGUGGGAGGAAAUUUACCCACAAGUUUUCCCUCACCUCACACACCCUGACACACAGUGGUGCUAGAAAUUAUGAGUGUAAUGAGUGUGGGAAGAAAUUUACCCUAAAGGCUUCCCUCAUCAGACACACCCUGACACACAGUGGUGUUAGAAAUUAUGAGUGUGAUGAGUGUGGCAGGAAAUUUACCAGAAAGUCAACCCUCAGCAGACACACCCUGACACACAGUGGUGUUAGAAAUUAUGAGUGUGAUGAGUGUGGCAGGAAGUUUAUUACAAAAUCUGAACUCACCACACACACCCUGAUACACAGUGGUAUUAGAAAUUAUGAGUGUGAUGACUGUGGCAGGAAAUUUAUUACGAAAUCUGACCUCACCAAACACAUCCUGACACACAGUGGUGUUAGAAAUUAUGAGUGUGAUGAGUGUGGCAGGAAGUUUACCAGAAAGUCAACCCUCAGAAGACACAUCCUGACACACAGUGGUGUUAGAAAUUAUGAGUGUGGUGAGUGUGGCAAAAGAUUUCCUACCAUUUCUUGUCUCAAUCAACACACCUUCAGACACACUGGCUUGAGAGUGUUUAAGUGUGAUGUUUGUGGCAAGUGUUUCAAGACAAAGGGUGAUAUUGCCAGCCACAUAAGGGUCCACUUCUGAGGUGGUGUGUUGUGUGUGGGGCCACACCCAUUAAAAAGAGUAGUACUAGUAUUAGAAUUAUUGUUAUUCUCAUUAUUAUUAUUACCGUCACAAAAAACUAUAAGUUUCAAGAGCAACCAAUGAAAUGAAAGUAUAGAACUAGCUGAAAUAGAGAGAGAGUGUUGGGGCGGCUCGAUCUGGUAUCAUUGACAAGGAUGCACUCUGAUCACUGGCAGCAGUGUUGCCGUGGUCUUCCACCACGACACUCUUAGGUGUUAACAUACCUAACCUAACCUAAUGGGAGCCAUUGCCCCUUAGGAGUGGCACUUAAUUUGUGAGGGACAGUGGUCAGGGAGCCAGGAGGUUGGAGGGAGUGCAGGCCUGGCCUAGUGUUGCAAGGAAGGGGCAGGAAGCAGGGUGUGUGUUGCAGGCAGGGGCAGUGUGUAGCCUAGUGUUGCAAGGAAGGGGCAGGAAGCAGGGUGUGUUGCAGGCAGGGGCAGUGUGUAGCCUAGUGUUGCAAGGAAGGGGCAGGAAGCAGGGUGUGUUGCAGGCAGGGGCAGUGUGUAGCCUAGUGUUGCAAGGAAGGGGGAGGAAGCAGGGUGUGUGUUGCAGGCAGGGGCAGUGUGUAGCCUAGUGUUGCAAGGAAGGGGCAGGAAGCAGGGUGUGUUGCAGGAAGGGGCAGUGUGUAGCCUAGUGUUGCUAGGAAGGGGCAGGAAGCAGGGUGUGUUGCAGGCAGGGGCAGUGUGUAGCCUAGUGUUGCAAGGAAGGGGCAGGAAGCAGGGUUUGUGUUGCAGGCAGGGCAGUGUGUAGCCUAGUGUUGCAAGGAAGGGGCAGGAAGCAGGGUGUGUGUUGCAGGCAGGGGCAGUGUGUAGCCUAGUGUUGCAAGGAAGGGGCAGGAAGCAGGGUGUGUUGCAGGCUGGGGCAGUGUGUUAAGCAGCCCUUGGCCCAGUGUGUGCUGACUGUCGCUGUUGUUCCAGGUGCCAGGCAGAGUCCAGGCUGCACGCCCUGCUCGCCGCCAACCAAUCUUGUUGUGUCCAUGGCGUGUGCUGGUGGGAGUGGUGCUGUGGUGGAGGCCGUGAGGCCGGGCAGCAGCAUGAGUGGCCAGCAGCAGCAGCAGCAGCCAGCCUCAGGUGUGGGGAGGCGCAGGCAUGGUGGCAAGAAUCACCUGGAGGCAGGCAGCUCUGUCCACAGAGGAGAGAGCAAGUUUGAGUGCCAGCAGUGUGACAAAACUUUUGUAUCCAAACAAGGCCUUAAGUACCACACCCUGACACACAGUGGUGUUAGAAAUUUUGAGUGUGGUGAGUGUGGGAAGAAAUUUACCCACAAGUCUUACCUCACCAAACACACCCUGACACACAGUGGUGUUAGAGAUUAUGAGUGUGGUGAGUGUGGGAAGAAAUUUACCCACAAGUUUAACCUCACCACACACACCCUGACACACAGUGGUGUUAGAAAUUAUGAGUGUGGUGAGUGUGGGAAGAAAUUUACCCACAAGUCUUAUCUCACCUCACACUCAUUGACACACAGUGGUGUUAGAAAUUAUGAGUGUGAUGAGUGUGGAAAAAGAUUUCCUACCAUUUCUCGUCUCAAUAAACACACCUUCAGACACACUGGCUUGAGGGAGUUCAAGUGUGAUGUUUGUGGCAAGUGUUUCAAGACAAAGGGUGAGAUUGCCAAGCACAUGAGGAUCCACUUCUGAGGUGGUGUGUUGUGUGUGGAUGUGUGGGGCCACACCCAUGCCUGUGGUGGUGGUGGUGGUGGUGGUGUGAGGGAGUAACAGCCCCAGCAGUUGUUUUGUUGGCAGUGCAGGUGUGACCUUCAAUAAAUGUGUGUAUAACAUAACGCCAAGUUCUUUUCCGUUUUGAGCGGUGGUGUGUGAGUUCCCUGUGUUUGGUGUUUGGUGCACAGUCAUGGUGGCCACAAGCACCGCCCCCAACACUUGCUUCACUGUAUCUGAGCAGCCGCGUCCCUCACCACCCUGCCAGCCUGUCUUGCGUGCACUGGGUGUGCCUGAGCCGUCGUGCAGACGCUGGGGCACGGCUGUGGCAGUCUUCGGCAAGCACGGGCGUCUGGCGUGGUGGUGUAAGAAUACACGUCGUGUCUUCUGUAUCAGUUAGGAAGAGCAGGGGACCCAGCACAGAGCCCUGGGGCCCCCUGCCGUGCACCUUCACUCUGCUGGACGCUGCUGCAUGUACUAUUGUGCCUCUACAUGCUGCACCUGCUGGAGGUGUUUCAGUGGUACAAGGACUGUGGCAAGGGUGACACAGGCAGAAUUCUCAGGAUACAAAAAGACAUGUUAUCAAUGUCUGUCAUAUUUCUCUACUCACUUCUUCACUUUGCUGGCCAAGAACACAUUACACUGUACAGUCUUGCUGCUGUAAUGCCAACACACUCUAGCAAAAAAUAAAUAAAUAAAUAAAAAAACUUCAGUAGCCUGGGAAGCAAAAUACAUGAAAAAAAGGGGAAGUGACAACUAGAAAGAAAAAAAAAAAAAGGAAAACAAAACUGCUGAACAAAAAAAAAUGUAUUGGAAAAAAAAAGAUUAUUUUGACAGCACACACACACACACACACACACACACAGUGAAUGUAACAUGCACACAAUUAGAAUGUAACCAAACUAAGAUAAAUUACUUGAUAAGGCAGAAGUCAAACACCAGUGACACACACACACACACAUACAGCAAGGAUGUUAACCACCAACAAUUAAGGUAAAGCCCAGACACACUAAUUAAUUGUUAUAACACAGUCAUUUAAGUUUUGUUAUUAUGAAGUGGUUAGUUACCAUUGUUGCCUGUACAGGAGGUCCCAACACUCCAAGGUAACACAAAUAACUUCUACAAAUUAUUUGUCAAUCAGAAGAGAGAAAAAUAAUGUGAAAACCUUCAUUGUUAUUUAGAAGAUAACUUCAAUAAAAGUCAGCAUGGUCACCAAGGAGUCUCUCCAGUGCCUUGUUGGCCUCCGGAAAAUCGGAAAAUGUUGCCAAGCAAAGAAAGGCCAGAACUAUUUGGCGCUAACAAUGACUGCUGCCAGAUAAUCUUUUUAUUUUUUAUUUUUUAUUUUUAUUUUUUUUUUUUGUAUUACAUUAAUAACAACCAAGUCAAAACUAAGUUGAGCAAUAAACUAAAUCAAAGCAAAAGUAUAUCAACUUAAAAACUUAAAAAAAAGAACAAUGCAAAAUUUAAUUAAACUUUUUCAUCAAAACAGAGGAAGAGACACAUCAAUCAAAAACACUCCCCUGUGAAACUCUCUCUCUCUCUCUCUCUCUCUCUCUCUCUCUCUCUCUCUCUCUCUCUCUCUCAGUAGUAAUGACUGUACUGACUAAAUUAUAAAUACAGGUACAAAAAUUAAGUCUACCUAUAUAAUUUCUCUCUCUCUCUCUCUCUCUCUCUCUCUCUCUCUGUUUCCUUGUUCGUGAUUCACAUUGUUAUGUCCAGCAUUACUUCACAUUUCUCACACGUUAUUUGUUACUGUAGGUAAAGCGUAUGCGCCUCACGCCAUUGUUCCUCGGUAAUCACGAAUGAAAUGUUGAGCAGUUUUCUAUUUGCAAGAAGACGUGUGGUGUGUGUAAUUAUCAGUACUCAGUGCCACAUGAAGCACCAAAGCCGAUGCUCACUUGUUAGUAGAGUGAGGUUAAUCUGCUGGUUGCCCGCGGGGGUCACUCACGGCCAAGUCGCGCUCAGAUAAAGAGGGGCAGGAUGGUGACCGAGGUAAAUACUUUAAUUUUGUGUUAAAAACCGAUUGUCAUAGAGCCAGGUUGAUUGCAUGUAUUGUUAAUGAAUACUGUAAUAUGUUGAAAGUGUUUAAUAUCAGUGUAUAAUGUUAUUUUGUAAGAAAUUGAGACCAAAAACUUGUUCACAGUUCUUACGGUCAUGCCUACCUCAUCAAUAAAUGUGAGAGAGAGAA